AUGAAUGCCGAAGCUAGUAGACGAGGGGCCUGCGAUCGUUGUCGUGGUCAGAAGCUACGAUGUGUUGGAGCCGCAAAGCCAAUAUUCAACCCUGUUAGUCGCUUCCUGCGUAACGAAGUACCUUGUGAUCGGUGCAAACGAGCCAAGGUCGAGUGCUAUAGUGUUAGGCCAGCUCCCAGGAGGAACACAGCUUCUGAAAGGACUCAAGAUACUACACUUGACUCACAACUGGUGCAAGAGAGAAAUAGUCGCAGCUCAAUCCCAUCACAUGCUGCGGCACAAUUCAACCCUAAUUCAACUACUUCAGCAGCUCGAUAUGAUUCUCUUCCUGGCCAGCAUCAACCAAGGAACUCUGUAUCCACUCAUUAUACACAUCGGAACCCGAGACAGCCACGCGAUGCAGACUUACCCUCUGCGAUUCAGUCAGCGACAAAUGACUGGUCGUCGUACCCUACCGAAGACGAUAUGGACUGGAACGAUGUGAAUCUGGAAACUCCUGGCUGGAUGCUCGACACUGAUCGAAACGUACACCCGGACUCAAUCAUGGACAACACAACGGACCCAAGUCUGAUUGAGUUAAUGAGCAAACCGCCUUCGGUAGAUUGGAGUCCACGACAGUUUGCAGCCGAUGCCAAUUCUAUACAUACAGAAUCAUCAUCAUCAGGGAAGGUAUCUUCCCACACAAGAAGAACUUCGCCACUUGUGCCUCCGCAAAACACCGAAACAACAAGGACAAUCGUACAAGAACUCGCCAAGCUGAACGAAAAGCUUCUCCGCGAAAAGAACAACCUAGAAGACACUUCUGGUCAAGACAAUGUCGAGUCAGGCACUCAAUCUAUCGGUCAUACACUGCAACAUUGUCGAGAAUUCCUCUCUAUUCUCCAGCGUCUUAGGCAGUCAUGCUGUGACGGUGACUCUGGAGGUAUCCGAGAAGACUCAAGAUGGUUGAUCGGAGUGACAGAAACGCCAGAAAUUCCCUCGUCUCGCUGUGGAUCGUCCACUUUAUCUGUAUCCAGCAAAUCUUCACUCGCAUCACCAUCCAACGCUAUACCUGCUCUUGAGAUACCGACACUCUUGUCCAUGUUAUCUUGCUAUGCAUAUAUUUUACAAUCCUACGACCAUGUACUCACCCCCAUCCUAGAGUCUAUUACCCAGCCUACGCCUUCAGUUCCCCCGAUCCUAUCAGGCAUUCGACUUGAUGGAUUUGAACUUGAUGGUGAUUAUGUGCUUCAAUUGGAGUGCUUGACAAGUGUUAGCUUUAACAUGUUGGAGAAGAUUGAGAGUAUUUUAAUUGGAUCAUCGAGACAAAGUGGUAUUUUUAAUCAGGCUAGGGGAGGGCUACUACGAGACAAGCUUGUAAGCGGUUGGAUUGAUGUACUGUAUGACCAGGAUGAGCAUCCUUUGUUGCCGCAUCGUGGGGGGAAACGGGAGGUGCGCGCCAAACGGCUUAUUCGCGAGAUUCAAGCCGCACUAAAAGUUAUUGAUUAA
Messenger RNA from Pochonia chlamydosporia 170, 1488 nucleotides. RefSeq names its product C6 finger domain-containing protein. The transcript has a single exon. Gene Ontology annotation, biological process: regulation of DNA-templated transcription. The record is from RefSeq and is a predicted model, not a curated record. Gene Ontology annotation, molecular function: zinc ion binding; DNA-binding transcription factor activity, RNA polymerase II-specific. NCBI's taxonomy places the organism in Eukaryota, Fungi, Ascomycota, Sordariomycetes, Hypocreales, Clavicipitaceae. Bases 1 to 1488 code for a protein of 495 amino acids.